Messenger RNA from Melozone crissalis (California towhee), 1385 nucleotides. RefSeq names its product ribosomal RNA processing 15 homolog (gene RRP15). The record is from RefSeq and is a predicted model, not a curated record. Gene Ontology annotation, biological process: maturation of 5.8S rRNA; maturation of LSU-rRNA. The coding region runs from base 1 to 795 and encodes 264 amino acids. The transcript has 5 exons. Lineage: Eukaryota; Metazoa; Chordata; Aves; Passeriformes; Passerellidae. Gene Ontology annotation, cellular component: preribosome, large subunit precursor.
AUGGCGGCGGCCGUGGCGGGCCCACGUGGGCGCGGGGCCGCGGGCAGGGACACGGACACGGACAGCGGUUCUGAGUUAAGCUCAGAACUUCCAGACGACAGCUACUCUUCGGGAGGUGAAGCCGUGGAUGGUGAUGAUGAAGAUGAAGCAGCAGCCCCUGGCAAUGUGGCUGAAGAGGCAACAAGCUCCAAAGAUGGCCCAAGUUCAGGAUGGGCAGAUGCCAUGGCAAAAGUGCUCAACAAAAAGAUUCCACAGAAUAAGUCCACCAUCUUGGCCAAGAAUAAAAGCCUGGAGAAGGAAAGAGAGAAAAAAAAACAAGAGAGGCAAGAAAAGAAGAUGAGGCUCGAUAAAAAGCGGGAAUGGGAAAUGAUGUGCCGAGUGAAGCCAGAUGUUGUCAAAGAUCGAGAGAAGGAAAGAAAUCUUCAGAGAAUUGCCACAAGAGGUGUUGUACAAUUAUUCAACGCUGUCAGGACGCACCAGAAGAAAAUGGAAGAGGAGGUGAAGAAAGCAGGGGGCUCUGAGAGGAAGCGUGCUAAACUGAUGUCUUCUGUUUCAAAGAGAGAUUUCAUUGAUGUUCUAAGAAACAUGGACGGGGCUAAAGGAGCCAAGAAUCCUGCUGGAAAGGCCACUAAAAGUAAACAGGGUGAAGUGAAGUCUGAAGAGGGGCCAGAAUGGAAUAUACUGCGUGAUGACUUCAUGAUGGGAGCAUCUAUGAAGGACUGGGACAAGGAAAGCGAUGGAGAGGGCAACAGUGAAGAAGGAGGUGGUCUGAAACAAGAAGAUGACAGUGACUGAAUGAAAAUCAUUCAAGAUAAUGUUUUAUCUUCUUAAGUUUGUUUGGAUAAAAAGUCAGCAUUCUAUGAAUGUACAACACUUGGAGGAUACCUCUUUUAAAAGGAAAAAAAAAAAAAGACUUACACAACCUUGGAGUGUUUUCUCCUCCAUGUCAAACUUUUAUUUAAUAUAGCUCCGUUUGCUAUACUGAAAUCCUGAAAUAUUUUCCAAAACAAGUAUAAUUUUCAACAUAUUUCCAAAACAUUUUGUACAGUCAAAAUAGUGGCACUUGCCCAAUGAAAGAUAGAUUUUGCCAAGGUCAUUAAAAGUUUACACAUUAGUCAUGGCAAUUGAUGUAUUAGUGUGCCUGCAUUUCCAAAUCACUGCUGCACUUUGAAAAGUUGUUGCAAUUUGCAAUAGAAAUGGCUUACAAUAAACACAGAAAUGCCGUCACCUUGUAAAGUUAUUGGGCUCCUAUAGAGUCUUUACUACUUUGGCCAGAAAAGGUUCUGUAGAUAAUAAAGGAAAGUAACCAUUCAUGUGAUAGUUCUGGUCUAGGAGCAUUAGUUUGAUUGGAGACAACUCUGGAAACAGAACUGUACAGACAGAGA